UUGAUUUCUGGCGCGGGGAGUCCGCGCUCCGCGUGGGGUGCGGGUUGCUGAGCUCGGCGCCCGGAGGGGACUUGGUUUUCUGCGGUCGCAGAGUUGGUCCUUCCAGAAUGGCCAGGCUGUCCGAGGGAGGGUCUGGGAGAUAGUAAGUGCUGUGCGGACAGGACUGGAGCGGUUGCAAACCUCAGGCCCUCAACCUGUGCCUGGCGGAGUUCUCUUUCGCUUGUGGGCACGGACGAUGCUCUUCUUCAACAGCUGGCCGAUGCUAUGCUCAAGGAGGACUGCGCCUCCACGCUCAAAGUCCACUUGGCACAGUCUCUACCUCUGCCCUCCAAUGUGAAUCGCCCUCGAAUUGACCUGAUUGUGUUCGUGGUCAACCUUCACAGCAAAUACAGCCUUCAGAACGUGGAGGAGUCCUUGCACCAUGUGGAUGCCACCUUCUUCCUGGGAAAGGUGGGCUUCCUCGCCACAGGCGCUGGACAGGACAACCACUGCAGCAUUCACCGGAACACUGUGCUGAGGCUGGCCCACACCUACCGGAGCCCCCUGUUCUUCUGUGACCUGGAGGUGGAAGGCUUCCGAGCCACCAUGGCGCAGCGCCUGGUACGCAUGCUGCAGAUCUGCGCUGGCCACGUGCCGGGCGUGUCGGCCCUGAACCUGCUGUCGCUGAUGCGCAGCUCCGAGAACCCCUUCCUGGAGGACGUGUGAAGCCGCCAGGCUGCCCUGCCCACGGCCGUGGGGACCAUUCACUGUUGCUGAAGACCACAUCAGGGCUUGGCAGGCCCUGGGGCAGCGGUGGCCUCCCGUGGGAACCAAACUCCGCAGUGCUCCAGCCAGCACAGUGCUCGGCGGGGAGCCCAGCUGGUUGGGAUCGCCCCCUCCCGUGCUCACUCCCAUUGCAGCGCCCUGUGUCUUUAUCCAUCUGAGGCAUUCCAUCUCCACUUAAGACUUCAUUUAAACAAAGGGUCUGUGGCUGAAAACAGUUGGAAAAGCACUGGUUUCCUGAACCACUUUGAUUUUGCCCAUGAACUGACUCAGAAAAAUUAGGAGUAUGGUGGGGGAGGGGCACUUGAGCUCAGUCUGACUCCACGACCAACCUGGCUUUGCCAUUCUUAGAGAACCUGGUUCUUGCCUCUUGGAGCCUCAGUUUUCCCUAGGUGAAAGUGAAGGCCGUUGUGCCUUGCGUUGUGGGGACUGAAUGAAAUGACAGGUGAAGUGUCUAAUUUGGUGUUACCCCCUAUGUUUGCUUGUAUGCUGAUAGUUUCAUAAUAAAUUGUGUUAAUGCCUCAAA
Rhinolophus ferrumequinum (greater horseshoe bat) is the source of this 1288-nucleotide messenger RNA. It is a transcript of the gene CENPM, whose product is annotated as centromere protein M. The transcript is spliced from 6 exons. The coding region runs from base 265 to 705 and encodes 146 amino acids. The record is from RefSeq and is a predicted model, not a curated record. NCBI's taxonomy places the organism in Eukaryota, Metazoa, Chordata, Mammalia, Chiroptera, Rhinolophidae.